This is a messenger RNA of Podarcis lilfordi (Lilford's wall lizard), 19032 nucleotides long. NCBI's taxonomy places the organism in Eukaryota, Metazoa, Chordata, Lepidosauria, Squamata, Lacertidae. The record is from the annotation of a GenBank genome assembly.
AGGAGAGAAACGAGGAGGAAAUACAAAGAGCAGAGAGCUGCAGGAGCAGCCAGCUCCCUCUGUCUGACCACAGGAAUCGGCCAAUUCCCUUCCCAUUUAUCUUUAUCCCUAAGCUCCAAGGUGCGAUACCAAUUUUUGCUAGGAGACUGGUAAGAACAUCAGAAGAGGCAGCUGCUGGAUCAGGCCAAUGGCCCAUCUAGCCCCGCACCCUGUUCUCACACUGGCCAACCAAACGCCCUCUUGUGGUUUCCAGCAAUUGGUAUUCAGACGCGUUGCUGCCUUUGAAGGUGGUGGCGGAGCAGAGCCCUUGUGCCUGGUAGCUAUGGAGGGCCUUCUCCUCCAUGAAUUUGUCUGGUCGCCUUAAAGCCACCCAGGCUGGUGGCCACCGCUGCCUCCUGUGGACAUGGGUCCCAUAGUUUAACUAUGUGUUGUGUGAAGAAGGACUUUCUUUUAUCUUCCAAGGUUCAGCUUCACUGGAUGUCUGAGUUCUCGUGUGAUGAGAGAGGGAAAACAUGGGAAGACUCUUGAACCCUCUGACUCUGUCUACUGACCAGCACCAGCUCUCCAGGGCUUCAGGGAGAAGCCUUUCCCAGCCCUGACGAUGCCAGGAAUUGAAUGUGGAACUUCUGCAUGCAAAGCAGGUCUUCUGCCUCUGAGCUAUGGUCCUUCCCCUUAAGAAUAAGGUAAGAGUCCAGUCCUUGUUGCUCCAGGGCUGGUUUAACUGGGAACCCUCAGCAGUGGUCCACUUUGCUCAAUACUGUCUAUACUGACUGGUCGCAGCACUCCAAGGUUUGGGGCAGGACUCCUUCCCAGCCCUACCUGGAGGUGCCAUCUGGAACUGGGACUUUUUCAUGUGGAAAGUGGCUGCUCUGUCACUUUGCUCAGCCUGCAAGGCUCAGAGAAGUGGGGGGGGGGAUGCUGAUGAAGAAGAAAUCAGAAUUUUCUCUUUGGGGCUCAGGUCCACUUCGUUUCAUGAAGUUAUAUCCAGUGAAGUUAUACCCUUCUGUCUUUGAAAGCUUCUGCCACCAUAAAUGUGUCAAGUCUUUCUAAAAGUACCAUAAAAAGGUAAAAUAAAAAGGGCCCCACCCAUGAGAUAGGCUUGCUGCGACAGUCCAGAGAUGAGCAGAGUGGUUGUGGAAGGAGACUUUGUAAGGUGCAUGAAAGUCCAUCUUUAAAAAGGGUCAGGAAGGAAGUGGCAUGGAAGGUCCCUGCCUAAGAUCAUGGAGAGCUGCUGUCAGUCAAAGUAGACAAUACUGGGUGAGAUGGACAUAUAGCAUGACCUGGUAUCUAAGGCAGCUGCCCGUGUUACCCCUUUCCAUUGACAAAAAAUAGGAUCAGAAUACCAGGCACCUUACAAGGUGGCUAGUUGAGCCCUUCCAUGAGGCUGCAGAGUAGAGAGAGGGAAGGGAAACAGGGAUGUUCUGUUGAGAUACCAGUUGCCUUUGGCUGUGCCUCAAUUAAUACACAGCAGCAACCAUCCCAUCAGACUAUCUGAACAGUUUCCAUCCCAGCUGGUUAUUAUAACAACCUGUAACUUGCCCCUGAGUUUACUUUUGUUUUUAUCUCCUCCCUCCCUAUCCCUUUUUCCUUUUGCUCUGAGACAGUCUUCUCCUGUUUAUAUUGAUAAGCAAACCAAUCUAGGAGCAGUGGCGAAGCCGCAUGGUCCACUAUGGGGGGGGGCGGAGAGCAGGCGGGGGCAUGGCGUGCAUCCUGGGAGCGUGGCACACGUUCUGGGGGCGUGGCGCCUGGUGUGCAGAUGUGCACGGCACGUGUCUGGGGGGGGCAUCACGAUGGCACCCUACCAGAAUAGUGGUAGUGCUCCCUCCGCACCCCCGUUCCUCCGCCAGUGUCUAGGAAACUUUUUAGCUGCUAAAAUGUUAAGAUAACAUAAGUAUUGCUGGGAUAAUGCAAACAUGCCAGAUCCUGUCCAUUCCAAAUCCCCUCAGAAAUUGUGGGGAACAAAAGAUGAUUUGCAGGGUGGUGGGGAGUUCACCUGUUUCUGGUGGUAAAGCCACCUUAGGUUAAAAAUCCUGGCUGCUGGGAUGAAAAUAGGUGUAAAAACCAGCAGAGAGUGAAACAGAAGCCAACAGAAGGAAGCAGCAGGAACCUUGUAUAUAAAAGAAAUACGCAACACAUAGCACUUUAUGGGGUAUUUUGAGAGGGCAAGAGCUGCUAGUGACUAAAGGCCUUGAAUGACGUGCAUUUUCUCCAGCCCUCUGAGAACUAAUUACUGGAUUGACCUUGAUGGCUCUUUCAAAACAGCUUUCUGGUGUUGUGGCUGAACUUCACUAGCUUUGUGGAAUAGUGUCUGUUGAACAGGUGUUUGAGAGCUUAUGAGCAGCUGGAUGGGGGGGCAGGGUGUGGGAGAGAACCCACCGAGGCAGUGGGAGUGCAGCCAGGUAAUCUUACAUCCUGGGCCCCUUUAGAAGGCAUGCACAUUGCUGCAGUUGUGAAGCACACAAUUAUCAUUUGUCUUCUCCCCCUCCACACUUCACAGCUGCUUCUACAUUCCUGAUACAUUAGAGCAAACAAAGACAGUUUUCGAAUGCUGAUAAAAAAGGAAAUAGUUUGAGCGUGUGGUGUGUGUGCAUGAGCAGGAGGAAUUGGAGGUGCACAAGAAAGGUCUGUGUUAGUGAGUCUGUUAUGGCUGUUACAUAGUUGUUGGCACCUGUCUGUCUUGGACUUCACUCCAGGGGUGAAGUCAAACCACUGCGUCAGCAGCACUCAAGUGACCUCCCUGGGGCGCAAGCCUGAGCAGUGUGGAUGGAGGUCUUGGGCUGCCCAGAUGACCAGAUCCCCCCCCCCGCCUUGCUGAUGUGGUCCAAUUCCAAAGAAGGGCAGUGCCAAAGAAUGCUCCAACUACCGCACAAUUGCACUCAUUUCACAUGCUAGCAAGGUUAUGCUUAAAAUUCUACAAGGUAGGCUCAAGCAGUAUGUGGACCGAGAACUCCCAGAAGUGCAAGCUGGAUUUCGAAGGGGCAGAGAAGCCAGAGACCAAAUUGCAAACAUGCGCUGGAUUAUGGAGAAAGCUAGAGAGUUCCAGAAAGACAUCUACUUCUCCUUCAUUGACUAUGCAAAAGCCUUUGACUGUGUUGACCACAGCAAACUAUGGCAAGUUCUUAAAGAAAUAGGAGUGCCUGAUCACUUCAUCUGUCUCCUGAGAAAUCUCUGUGUGGGACAAGAAGCUACAGUUAGAACUGGAUAUGGAACAACUGAUUGGUUCAAAAUUGGGAAAGGAGUAUGACAAGGCUGUAUAGUGUCUCCCUGCUUAUUUAACUUAUAUGCAGAAUUCAUCAUGCGAAAGGCUGGGCAGGAUGAAUCCCAAGCCGGAAUUAAGAUUGCCAGAAGAAAUAUCAACAACCUCAGAUAUGCAGAUGACACAACCUUGAUGGCAGAAAGUGAGGAGGAAUUAAAGAACCUUUUAAUGAGGGUGAAAGAGGAGAGCGCAAAAUAUGGUUUGAAGCUCAACAUCAAAAAAACGAAGAUCAUGGCCACAGGUCCCAUCACCUCCUGGCAAAUAGAAGGGGAAGAAAUGGAGGCAGUGAGAGAUUUUACUUUCUUGGGCUCCAUGAUCACUGCAGAUGGUGACAGCAGUCACAAAAUUAAAAGAUGCCUGCUUCUUGGGAGAAAAGCAAUGACAAACGUAGACAGCAUCUUAAAAAGCAGAGACAUCACCUUGCCAACAAAGGUCCGUAUAGUAAAAGCUAUGGUUUUCCCAGUAGUGAUGUAUGGAAGUGAGAGCUGGAUCGCCGAAGAAUGGAUGCUUUUGAAUUCUGGUGCUGGAGGAGACUCUUGAGAGUCCCAUGGACUGCAAGAAGAUCAAACCUCUCCAUUCUGAAGGAAAUCAGCCCUGAGUGCUCACUGGAAGGACAGAUCAUGAAGCUGAGGCUCCAAUACUUUGGCCACCUCAUGAGAAGAGAAGACUCCCUGGAAAAGACCCUGAUGUUGGGAAAGAUGGAGGGCACAAGGAGAAGGGGACGACAGAGGACAAGAUGGUUGGAUAGUGUUCUUGAAGCUACCAGCAUGAGUUUGACCAAACUGCGGGAGGCAGUGGAAGACAGAAGUGCCUGGCGUGCUCUGGUCCAGGGGGUCACAAAGAGUCGGAAACUAGUAAACAACAACAACCACCUUUCUACCAAGGCACAUGAAGCGGUUUAUGUAGGAAGCCCCCAGCCCCCUAUUGUCUAGGAAUCAGCAGCUGCUGUUAAUUAAGGGUUAUUGUCAGCUCUGAUGUUAAGUAUCAGCUCUACUCUACUGUUUAAUAUAGUUAAUUGUAUUUGUUGCUUGAUUUUAUUUAUUGCCUUCCUCCUGCCAAUGUGGUUUGCAAUUUUAAAAAAUUGACUCAAGCAGAUGGUGCAGCACAUUCUUGAGUUUACUUCAGGCCACAGCUUUCUCGCUUGUGCCAUCCCAAUGGUUCCCUCUUUGUUGCAUUCUUCUUGUUUUAAAUUGAAUUUUACUAUGUCUUUGCCCAAUAAGACGACAGGCCAUUUAAAGUCUACAACACUUAACAAAUAUUAUGCAUGUGGCUUGUUAUUCAUAAGGAGCGUUGCCUAUUUACUGCCCGAUUCUACUCAAAAGCAAGCCCCUUUUGAAUUCACUAGGACCUUACUCCCAAGUAAAAUGUAUUUUCUGUUUUUUUCUGUUUUGUUUAAAGUGCUUUGCCUUUUUCUCUCUCUUUCUCCUCGGGCGCAUUUAAACUAACACAGGCAAAUCAGGAAGGCUUUUUGCUUUCCUCUUUUCCCCUCGGGAAUAUAUGGAGAACAAUUAAAAUCAAGGGUGAAGGACAGGGCCGGAUUUAGGUUUGAUGAGGCCCUAAGCUACUGACGGUAAUGGGGCCCUUUAUAUGUCCAGCUGUCCUUUGUCAACAACAAAUUGUUGCUGUUUUUUAUGUUGAAUAUAUGCUAUUUGGUAAUUUAUGGACGUAAUAGGUAUCUAAAGCCAUUUGCACGUAACAAAAUAUGUAUUUUAUCAAAGUAAUUGUUGAACUGAAAUACAAUUAAGAAGAAGUAUAUUAAUAGUGAAAUACAAUUAAGAAGUAUAUUAAUAGUGAAAUAAUUAUUAUGUAGGUUUUAUUUGUUUUUUAUUUUAUAUUUUGGAAGUGUACAUCCAAGUUUUUUCUACAGCUUGCUUGGCUUAUUCGUAGACCCGGCCCUGAUCCUGGCGACAGCCUUUCGCUUGCCUUUGUGCCACGGAACCCUCUGCGCGGGGCGCGGGCGGCGGGCGGGAGCCUGGGAGCGGCGCACGCCUUAGCAACCAAGGGCGCGCGGAGAGCGGGGGGGGGCGGGCCCGUUGCUGGGGAGGUCCGGCUGCCCCGCUUCCGUCCCGCGCCGUCUCCCUUCCCCGCGCGCCUGACGCCUUUGGUUCCGCCCGGGGCGCUUCGGGGCGGGAUGCUGCUGAGCCGCCGCGGGGUGGAGGAGCUCGGCAGGAGGGCGGCCAGGCGGCUCUUCCGGGCCGGAGGGGCGGCCAGGUCAGUCGGCGGGGGCGGGGGCACUGGAAGCAAGAUGCUGGUCUGGAUCCAGGAGGCCCCGCGGGGUUCAGGGGCAGCAUCCCGCUUCUGCUUCGUCGCCGCCGCCGCCGCUUUCUGCGUUUAUCUCCCGCCUUUCCCCGGCCCCGUCUCUCCCUCCUCAUUUAAUCCCCCGAGAGAAGGCCGCGACUGGCCUCCGAGGUCACCCGGGGAUCUUCAUGAUGGCCGAGUGGGGGAGUCCAAGUCAAGAAUAUCAGCAUUAUCUGAUUACCAAGUAUAGUUCCAGAUUUGCCAGGACUGUCAUGAGGGUUGUAUUGAAAAUGAUGGUUCCCUUUCAUAUGCAAUAAAGGAAUGUCAAAUCAUAUAAAAAGUGUCCUUGCCAAAAUCUCAAAUAAUGUGUAUCCCCCCCGCCCCCAGUUAUAGCUCUGCAGUCGUACCUUGGUUGUUGAAUGCCUUGGUACGCGUCCGUUUUGGCUCCCGAACACUGCAAACCCGGAAGUGAGUGUUCUGGUUUGUGAAUGUUCUUUGGAAGCCGGACAUCUGAUGUGGCUUCCGCGGCUUCCGACUGAGUGCAAGAAGCUCCUGCAGCCAAUCGGAAGCUGUGCCUUGGUCUUCAAACAUUUUUGGAAGUCGAACGGACUUCCAGAAUGGAUUCCAUUUGACGACCAAGGUACUGACUGUAUUCUGGAGUUCCAGUGUAAUAUUUUGGGCUGUUUGUUUACAGAUGUAUAUUGGGUUCACCCCUCUCUCUUUUCUUCUUAGGUAUAAAGUAAUGAAGAAUUGGGGAGUGAUUGGUGGGAUUGCAGCUGCUCUUGCUGCAAGCAUCUAUGUCUUAUGGGGCCCCAUCACAGAGAGAAAAAAACGCAGGAAAGGUAAAUGAAAGAGAGACUAGGGAGGAGUGAGUGGGGCAGGUGAGUUUGCACCUUGCAUCUCCUGAUCCCAACAAAAAGAGUCUCAUAUAAAUAUUGGGGUCUUCCUUGGCCACUGAAUCCCAACAGGAGAGCCCUUUUGUCUUUUUUGAAGGUGUGUUGUUGUGCUUAAAAUGGCCAGUGGUGGCCAUACAGAAAACUAAAACAUAACUGAGGCCCUGUCUGCAGGAUGAUUGUCUUAAAAUUAAAAACCUGAGGAAGGAAAGCAAAAUGGAAGAAGACAGCAGUUGGGACUAAACAGAGUGAACAAAUGCUUUUUGACACUCUAGAAUCAAAAGCAGGAAGAAAGACUGAUAUCAGGUGGAAGGGUUUCCAACUAAAACGGGGAUGGGGGAAACUGGACCUUCAGGUGUUGUUGCCAACUCCCAUCGUCCUGGCCACUGACCAUGCUGAUUGCAGUUGGAGACCAACAGCACCUAGAGGGCUGCAGAUGUUCCCCAUCCCUGAACUAUAGGAGGAUGCAGCUGAUACGUGCAGAAUGAUGGGAGUGUAAACUGCAGGGAUGGGGAACUUGAAGCCCUCCAAAGGUUUUUGUACUCCCAACUCCAAUCAACCCCAGCAAGCAUGGCCAGCACUCAGGGAUGAUGGGAGUUGGAGUCCAGCAACAUCUGGAGGGCUGCGGGUUCCCUUUGCUGGUAGAGAGAAAGAAGGGAAGAUUAAUAAAGAAGAGCAAGACCACAGAGAUGUUUGGAAGUAAGUCCAAGAAGUUUAAUUGGGAGCGGGAGGGCGGGGAGUGCAAAUGGAGGAAUAAGGUCAGAACAACAUGCAGAAAAAUUGUUCGUUUAUUAAAUUCAUUGGGAGCUUGUUUACCAAGAUAACUCAACACUACUUGCAAUGUAAUAAAGGAAACAUAUACAUUAAAACCAGCAUAAAAGAAAAACAAAGAAAAAUCUAAAAGACAAUCCUAUUUUUAAAAGGCAGGAUUAAAACAUUCCACCUACUCCAGGAGACCACAUAUAAUUAAGAGCCAAGGGGCUGGUGGAAAAGGAGUGUUUCUGUCUCCUGCCUAGAGCUGUGUGAUGAUGGUGUCAGGCGAGGCAUUCUGCAAAUGACAGGACAAGGAGCAGCAUUUAGGGCAGGGCAGAGCAGAGGUACUGGAGAGUAAAAGCAGGAAGGCUGUGUUCAGAAGGUUGCAGCAAUUGCAGUGAUGUAUUCCCCCCCCCCCCCCCAGGGCUAGUGCCAGGUCUUCUCAACCUGGGAAACACGUGCUUCAUGAACUCACUUCUCCAGGGGCUGUCUGCUUGUCCGUCCUUCAUCAAGUGGCUGGAAGGAUUCACAGUUCAGUACCAGGUCAGCCAGAGUGAGACGUCUGGGAAGUAUUUGUCCCUGACCUUGCUCCACCUCCUGAAAGGUAAAGGUCCUUUUGUGUUAUUUUGGGUGCAUAACACAAAGCAUAAAGCAAGCCACUUCUUUUCCUUUUAUCAAGCACAGUGGAACCUCAGUUGUCAAACACUUCAGAAGUCGAACGUUUUGACUUUUGAAUGCCGACAACCCGGAAGUGAAUGCUGCUGUUUUCGAACGCACCUUGGAAGUCAAAUGGCUUCCAAGGUGCAUUUCUCCAUUUUUAAUGGCUUUUGCUGACCUCCCAUUGUGCCUCAGUUGUCAAAUGUUGUGGAAGUUGAACGGUCUCCCAGAACGGAUUACGUUUGACAACCGAGGUUCCACUAUAUGUCUUAAUUUAAUUUGUUACAUAAGUAGAGAAAACAGUUGCAAACCUCAAAACAAGAAAACAGUGUUUAAAAAAGAACAAUAGACUAAAGGUAAACAGUACAGGGGACCUACAAAUACUUAGCAUCACAUACCUUAUGGGAAAAAGCACCUCCAAGCUAAGAUUGUAAAAUGAAGUACAAAUAUUAUAUGAGAUAUACAGUGGUACCUCGGGUUACAUACGCUUCAGGUUACAGACUCCGCUAACCCAGAAAUAGUGCUUCAGGGUUAAGAACUUUGCUUCAGGAUGAGAACAGAAAUCGUGCUCCGGUGGCGCGGCAGCAGCAGGAGGCCCCAUUAGCUGAAGUGGUGCUUCAGGUUAAGAACAGUUUCAGGUUAAGUACGGACCUGCAACUGUAAGGGCUCACAGGAUUAACUUUUGUUGCCUAUCUGAUAGUCCUCACAUCAUAGGAAUAUAAUUGUGUAUGGUCAUUCACAAGUAUCAAGAAUUUUUCCAAAACAGUCAAUAUGAACAACAAUUUCUGUCCAAACAGAAGACACCACAGGACAUCCCCACAAGAGGCAUUAUAAGUAUUACAUUACCAGCAUCUAUCUGAACUGCUCUGUUCUUUCCUAUAAAGGUGCUAUGGAGUCCAAAACAUCUCUCAUCAUAUUAGAACCCAGUAGUGUUAUCCCAUAAAGCUCAAUGCUGGAAGAUUCAGGACAGACAAAAGGAGAUGAUUCUCCACACAGUUAAACUUCUGGAAUUUGCUCCCACUGGUUGUAGUGAUGGCCACCAAAUUGCACAGCUUUAAAGGAGGAUUUGGCAAUUCAUGGAGGAUAAGGCUGUUAGUCAGGAAGACUGCUCUGCCUCCAGUCUUGGGUGGGGGCUGUGUGCCUCAAGUACUGGCUGUUGGGGAGCAUGAGUGGGGAGCAUGAGUGGGGAGAGGGCUGUUGUGCUGGUGUCCCACUUGGAGGCUUCCCAAAGGCCACUGUGGAAAGAAGAAUGCUGGGCAAGAUGGUUUUACUUAAUUCCGUUUACACAAGUGGAGAGAACGUUCUGUAGAAUAAGAGGAAUGUAUGUUUAGGAUGAGUGAAUUCAUUUCUGUGCGUGGUCUGCAUUGACUAUUUUGUGUUUGAUGCAUUCAGCUUUAUCCUGCCAAGAGGUGACUGAAGAUGACUUCCUGGAUGCUAGCUGCUUGUUGGAGGUCCUGAGGAUGUACAGGUGGCAGAUCUCCUCUUUCGAAGAGCAGGUAGCUACCCAAGUGGUGUAAGGCACCAGAGUAUGCUUCUCUGUUGCUGUUGUUUUCUACAGCCUUGACAUCUGGCACAUAACAAGCAAAAGCCAGCUGCUGGGGGACACGAGCGGGAGAGGACUAUUGCUCUCUCAUCUCUUACUUGCAGCCUUUCCAGAUACUUCCCAGAGGCAUUUGGUUGGUCACUGUCGGAAGGAGGUUGCUGGACGAGAUGGGCCUUUGGUCUGAUCCAGCAGGGCUCUUGUGUUACGUUAAAGAAUUGUGGCUUUGUUUACAGCAGACGUGGGGAGCCUGCUGCCCUCCAGAUUUUAGUGGAUCACAUCGCCCAUGAUGGCUGGGACUGAUGGGAGUUGGAAUCAGCAGCCCCUGGAGGGCCACUGGUUCUUCACCCUUGAUUUAUGGCAUUCCCAGUUUUAUUUUAACUGCUUUGCGCUGCCUUUUUAAGUGGGUGGGAAAAGGUCUGAAUACUCACUGCAAGGGUGGGGAACCUGUGGUCUGUGGUCUGAAUGCAGACCUUAAGACCCCCAUGUCUGGCCUUCAGGACUCUCCCCAGACCUCACCCCACUUCUGCCCUCCUCCACACACCCCUUGAGUACUUUUGAAACUUGCUGAAGGCUGUGUGAAAGCCAACCAUCCCCACUCGGUGCACAAAGGAGACUGCCUGCCCGCUGCAUCUCUGUCUGAGGCACAACUCUAGUGUUACCUUUUUUAAAAUUCUUCUCCUGCAUGCAGAUAUGUGGGAAGCCGCCUUAUAGUGAGUCAGACUAUUAGACCGCCCAGCUUUGCAUUGUUGUCUUGGACAAUCAGUGGUUCUCUGAGGUCAGAGGGAGGCCUUUCCCAGAUCUGCCACCACAGAUCCCUUUGAUGGGGGAUGGCAAGUGUGAAUCUGGGAACUUCUGCACACAAAUCUGCUCAGUAGACAUGAAAUAUAUUUGAAAAUUCAUGAGAUUUUCCCCCAACCUGCUGUGAAGGAACCCUGGCCUCUUGAUCUUCCAUGUUGCCUUGCUGAAGGUCCAUCUAAAAAUGCAAGCCGAAUUUUCAGGAUUCAAUUUUUUUCUUGGGAGCUGCAAAAAUGUACCUCAAGGGCAACAUACAUUCUCCCCUGUUGUCUACUUUUCUGGUGAGCUUGGCCUGGCAUUCUGAGCUUUCUGGUGCUCUUUCGGUAGGAUGCUCACGAGCUGUUCCAUGUCCUCACCUCCUCGCUGGAAGAUGAAUGGGACCGCCAGCUGCGGGUCGUGCAUCUGUUUGAUGUGCAUUCUCUGGAGGUGAGCACUCAGGAGACACGGGGGCUGCAAAGCAACCUUUCCUAUAGGCAAGGUUGCAGCAUUUGGGACUUUUCAUCUAGAGAAAAGGUGAGUAAGAGGUGACAUGGAAGUUUAUAAAAUUAGUUGGAGGCAGCAAGGCUUCUGAAUACCAGUUGCUGGAAACCACAGAAGGGGAGAGGACUCUUGUGCUCCUUUGGGUUUUCCAAAAGAGGCAUCUGGUUGGCCGCUGUGAGAACAAGAUGUUGGACUAGGUGAGCCUCCAUUGGCCUGAUCCAGCAGGCUCCUAUUAUGUUCUUAUAAUUUGGUGGGCUGCCCAGCUGAAGAGACCUACGUAAGAUUCUGCUUUUAAGCUGUUUUUUCAAAGUUGUGCUUCCCUGUACUGCCCGGAGUGGUAUUCAGCCAAGUAUAAUUCCGAAUGGACUCACUGAAGUUAAUUAACAUUAGGCCCAUCAGUGUCAAGGAUCUACUCUUGAGUAUAACUGAGUUGGAUACCACCCUUGUCACUUAAGUGUGCAAUAGUAAAGAUAUCACCAUGUGGAAAGGGUUUUCUUUUUUAAAACUAACUUUAUUUUGUAUUUGUCUGUAUAGAAGCCAGAAAUUCUACAAAAGCAAAUAUGCUCCAGGACAAGAGGUAAACACACUUUUCUGAUUUGGUGAAAUGUAGCAGAUACUGUUUGUACUACUGAUAUAAAAACCCAAACUCCUUUGGGCUAUGGCCUGAUUUUGUUGUCUGCAUGGGGCGACUGUGACAGGAGCUGAAAGAGUGUCUGGCUAUUGGAAUCACUCUUUAACCUUGUCUAAUGACAUUAUUAAAUUUGUGUAGCACCCUUCAUUCGCAGAUCUCAGUGUGCUUCACAACAUAAAAUUGCAAUAUAAAAACCACAAAAUACUUAGUAAAAAUAAGAACAACAAACCAAUACACGCCCCCCAAACACAUUUAAAAGGGCAUCGCAUGUCUAUUGGCCAAAGGCCUUGUUGAAGAGGAACGUUUUUGCCCGGCACCUAAAGUCUUUAAACUAGCCUAAUGGUUUCCCUAUGGUGCUAUUGCGGUCUUCCCUAUCCUGGUGUUUCCAGAUACAAGAUUAUCAGGAGGGCACCAGUCACAGUGUCUGGCAAAACAAUAGAAGAGUCAGACGGAACAACCUUUAUUUUGGUUUGUAGGGCCUCCUCCUCCUGUGUUGAGUCACUGGAAGCUGCAGCAUCCUUUUCAUGGCAGGUUAACGAGCAACAUGGUCUGCAAGCAUUGCAAACACCAGGUCCGUAAGUCUGUGUGAGAGAAAGAGGCAUACAGAUUGCAGGAAAUCAAUGGGCGGGUGGAGCUGAGACCCAGGGAGGACCGAGUCACUUCCCAUGUAGAUGGGCUGAAGAGGAGCUGCCAAGGGGGUGACCCUCUGCUCCCCACAACUGAGACUAUUCUUUGGGGGGUGUUAUUGCUUCCAGGAUGGGCAGCCUGCUUUGAAGAGUUGUUGUCCUUGGUAGUGCUUUAGUGCAGGAGAGGGGAGCCUCUUUAAAUGUCGGGUGGGGUUGGUGGGGCACAUUCCAGUGGUGGGAAGGGGUAGAGGGUAAGGUUGGCGGAGUUGUGUAUGUGACUCUGCUCUUUCAUACGGCAGGGUUCAUUUCCAAAGGGUUUCAUAGACCUCCCCCCAUCUCUUUAUUAUCUGCCCAGGCAGGCAAAGAGCAUCAUCGUGAAAGUUGGGGGGAGCGAGAAGUAAGGUGUUUACGUUAUAAAUCCUCGUUGAGACAUUUGGGCUCUUUUUCUUUCAGAGUCCCCUCAGAUACGACACUUUUGACAGCCUUUCCCUGAGCAUCCCUGCCACCAUGUGGGUAAGGCACCCUCCUGUGGGAAUCCCUUGCAGCUGCCCAAGCACAGCCCUUUUCUGACUCACGGGGUUUAAGGACGUGUGCCAACACUUCCUGUUUUACUCCCCCACCCCUCCUCCACAGGGCCACCCACUGACCCUGGACCAGUGCCUCCACCACUUCAUCUCCACCGAGUCAGUCAAGGACGUCUUGUGUGACAAUUGCACAAAAGUAAGUCUCUUGAUUGCAGUGACCCCCUCCCCUGGUGCAUUUGGUGCAGAUUAAUUGCCCCUUGAUACAUCUGAAAGAUGCUUUUAUUUCCUAGGUACUCCAUUCUCUUCCUGGUCCUCUUGUGGGCUUAGAAACAGGAUGGUUGGGGUUUUUUGUGUUUCUGGCUGAUGUUGUGGAUCUUGAAGUUGCAGAAGAUGCUGCGCCCCAUUCAUGGUUUUUGUGGGGAGCCUUUUCUGUUGCAGGGACUAUGACCCACCUGCGGCUCUUAGAAUGGCUGACAACCCUUCCAUGGUCUUACUCUAGGCACCAUCCUGGUUUUUCGAUGUGGGUAAGCUGCCCAUGGUUCGAAAGACCAGCUUAAAGGAUUCUCCCCCACCUCCAAAUAAAGCUUAAAAUGCAAAAUUUGCAGUGCUUGUGAAUUAUGCCAUCUGCUUCAGGACUGCUAUACCUGGAUACAUCAAAUGUAGUACAUUUAGUAAGUAGUACAGUAUGAUCGCAUCUUGCACAGGGAAGGUGCAUGUAUGCCAAAACAUGUAUACUCAAACCUCCCCUGUGCAACCAUCCUUAUUUUAUGGAGCUGGUGUACCAGGCAGGACUCCCACCCACCCCCAAACAGAACCUGGGCUCUGCAAUGCUCUUGCGAGAGCUUGCAAAAACUUGGGCAGCCCCAUGAGAUGUUGCAAGAGCAUCCCAGAGCCUGCACACUGAGCAGGACUUGCCUGAUAAGCAAGGCAGAGAGCUUCAAAGCUCUUGAUGAGCUGGGAAAACCCAGCACAAAGGGCCUUUUAAGCUCUCUGCCUUGUGUGCAAUUUAUUUGCGCAACUUCAGCUGGCCAGCUUUCAACUGCACAAGGUUGAAAUUGCGCAAGUUAAUUACAGGUAAAAUGUGAUCAUACUAUAGAUUUCUCAGAGUGGUCUGUGCCUGUACCAUACGUGGUUGGUUUAUAAUUCAUUUUGGCUUCCUCCACCCACCCACCCCCAGAUUCAGGCCGAAGAAGGGACUGGGCAAAUCAUGGAGAACCAGAGAACAACAUUUGUCAAACAGCUAAAACUGGGGAAGGUAAGAAAACCGUCUUAGCAUGGAGUUUCCAAGAUCACCAUAAGAGCAGUUUCUUAUUUUCUUUACCAAGAAUCAAAAUAAUGUAUGCAAACUACACCAAAUUAGCAAAAUGCUGUCAAUAAAUUCAGCCUGCUGCAAUAUCACACUUUAUGCAGCUUGCCUUUUAAAAUAUAAGAGGGGAAAAAGAAAAGAAAUAAAAUGUUCCCCCUUCUUUGUUUACCAAAUAAGAUUCUCAACUUACUAAGUCAGUUCAAGUUUGAAUUUCAAAUCAUUAUAACAUAAUAAUAUAUAAUAAUAAUAAUAAUAAUAAUAAUAAUAAUAAUAAUAAUAAUUUAUACCCCGCCCAUCUGGCUGGGUAUCCCCAGCCACUCUGGGCGGCUCCCUAUCAAAUAUUAAAAACACAAUAUAGCAUUAAACAUUAAAAACAUCCCUAAACAGGACUGCCUUCAAAUGUUUUUUAAAAGUAGGAUAGUUGCUUAUUUCCUUGACAUCAGAUGGGAGGGCGUUCCACAGGGCAGGGGCCACUAUCGAGAAGGCCCUCUGCCUGGUUCCCUGUAACCUCACAUCUUGCAGUGAAGGAACUUCCUGAAGUCCCUCGGAGCUAGACCUCAGUGUCCGGGCUGAACGAUAGGGGUGGAGACACUCCUUCAGGUAUACAGGACCAAGGCUGUUCAGGGCUUUAAAGGUCAGCACCAACACUUUGAACUGUGCUCGGAAAUGUACUGGGAGCCAAUGCAGGUCUCUCAGGACCGGUUUUAUAUGGUCCUGGCGGCCACUCCCAGUCACCAGUCUAGCUGCCACAUUCUGGAUUAAUUGCAGUUUCCGAGCCACCUUCAAAGAUAGCCCCACGUAGAGCGCAUUGCAGUAGUCCAAGCAGGAGAUAACUAGAGCAUGCACCACUCUGGCAAGAUAGUUAGUGGGCAGGGAGGGUCUCAGCCUGCAUACCAGAUGGAGCUGGUAGACAGCUGCCCUGGACACAGAAUUGACCUGCACCUCCAUGGACACAGAAUUGACCUGCACCUCCAAUGACUCCCAGGCUGUGCACCUGGUCCUUCAGGGGCACAGUUACCCCAUUCAAGACCAGGGAGUACCCCACACCUGCCUGCCCCCGUCCCCCAAAAACAGUACUUCUGUCUUGUCAGUAUUCAACCUCAAUCUGUUAGCCGCCAUCCAUCCUCCAACCGCCUCCAGGCACUCACACAGGACCUUCACCACCUUCACUAGUUCCGAUUUGAAAGAGAGGUAGAGCUGGGUAUCAUCUCCAUACUGAUGAACACCCAGCCGAAACCCCCUGAUGAUCUCUCCCAGCAGCUUCAUGAAGAUGUUAAAAAGCAUGGGGGAUAGGGCGGAACCCUGAGGCACCCCACAAGUGAGAGUCCAGGGGUCUGAACACUCAUCCCCGAAUACCACUUUCUGGACACGGCCCAGCAUAAAGGAGUGGAACCACUGUAUGGCAAUGCCCCCAGCUCCCAGCCCCUCAAGACGGCCCAGAAGGAUCUUAUGGUCGAUGGUAUCAAAGGCCACUGAGAGAUCCAGCAGAUGAAUAAAUAAAUGUACAGUGGUACCUCGGGUUAAGUAUUUAAUUCAUGCUGGAGGUCCGUUCUUAACCUGAAACUGUUCUUAACCUGAAGUACCACUUUAGCUAAUGGGGCCUCCCGCUGCUGCUGCGCCGCUGGAGCAUGAUUUCUGUUCUCAUCCUGAAGCAAAAUUCUUAACCCGAGGUAAUAUUUCUGGGUUAGUGGUGUCUGUAACCUGAAGCGUAUGUAACCCGAGGUACCACUGUAAUCUUAAAUGCUUCGGCAAUGCAUAUAUUUGUAUGUAUUAAUAUGGGCUACUAGUUGAAGAACUAAACAACUAGUCUUAAGUUUGGUGGUUUUGGAAACCUAUAGAAUUAUUUGUUUUUCAAACACAUCUGUAGUGCGUAACAGUGGUUUCUGUGGGCCUCCUCACCUGUGUGAGAAGCGAUGGAUAGCCAAAGGAACAUAACCUGCCUUUGGGCUUUGUGCGAAAACCAACUUUCUGCUUGUGGUGCUUAGACUCCUAAUUUCUGAUUACAUUUGUGCACAUACGUCGACUUGCACACCAUUCAUUCCAUGUCUGGAAAAUUAGAAAUACUGGUGGAUUUUGAAUAAAGCUUUUAAAGAGCGAUUCAGUUUGGCAUGGUUGGUGUUUCAUUGGGUGGGAAGACCUUGCUUCAAACCCCUAGGCAGCUAUGGCGGCCUACCAUGCAAGAUAGUUGUGGAGAAAAUGGGGUAGUUCAUGUAUUCCGGAAACUAAGGAGGCAGAAGAUUUGGCAGUUGUAGUCCAAAGCAUCUAGAGAGCACAAGGUUGACGAAGGCAACAAUCAAGCCUUCUGUGGCUUCUGUGCUGGAAACCCUCUGCCUCUAUGGCGUAACUAGGACAGCCACCUUCCCACCCCUUUCUUACAUUUUGCUCCACAGCUACCUCAGUGUCUCUGUAUCCACCUACAAAGGCUGAGCUGGUCCAACCAUGGCAUGCCCCUGAAACGAAACGAGCAUGUGCAGUUUGGCGAGUUCCUCAUCAUGGAUGUCUACAAGCACCGCUUCCCUGCCCAGAAACCCAACCCUGCAGGCAGCCCACAGGCAUCACCGGACCCAAAAGCCGGUAGGCAAGCAAAGUGAAUGAGGACUUGGAAGGGAGAGAGCCAGCAGGGGAGUUAGUCCUUGUGCUAAGCCAGCUCAUUCCAGAAGCUAAGAGGUGAAGGACUGUGGAGGACUGUGGGUCAAUAUGAUUGGCCCACCCUGGGCUCCUUAUCAUAGAAUUGGAAGAGACCCUGAGGGUCAUCUAGUCCAACCCCCUGCAGAUGGCCAUCCAACCUCUGCUGAGGGAGGUCGUCCACUGUGAGAAGAGGGUGCUGGGCUAGAUGGGCCACUGGCCUGAUCCAGCAGGCUCUUCCUAUACAUAGGACCACGUCAACAAGGCUGCACCCAUCUGCCCUCCACCAGAUGUGGCAUCUAACCUCAGCUAUGGGGCAGGUCAAGGCGUACAUGUGUGUUUAUAUUGGAAUUGACAAUUGGGCUGGCCAGCCAGAUCUAGCUUUAUGCCAGUCUCAGAUAUGAAAAGGUUUAAUGUCCACCUCCAUGUGGCUUGCCUGGGAAAGAUGUGUGGACAAGAUUCUCUUCCAGCUAGAACUAAGAGGGCUUGUGUGGGGCCCAUUUCUGGCCCUGCUCUGUGUCUGGAGGGAAUGUGAUCUUGCCUGGACAGAGAGGGCUAUGUGUAGAAACCUAACUUUUCCAUGGCUGGAAUGGAGCCAACUGUGCAAAGGUAAAGGAACAUCUGUUGCUGCACUCCCUUUCCCAUCUGCUCUCCGCAUUGCUAGCAAGCAGAAGGGAAUGUGGCCCUCUGGCUAAAGGGUUGCCACCCCUGGUUUAAAGCCACCUUGCAGCUCAGUCCAGAAAAGCAGUUUGUACCCCCACAGAAGGAUCAGUUUCCCUGCCUAGUUGCCUGGAGGCAAUUCUUCGUCGCCAUAGGAAAGCAGCCAUGUAGCUGUUUACAAACCAACUUUCAGAGUUUUAAAUAAAGGACACCGUACAAACCAGGCACAGGAGCAUCCCCUUCUGUAAUAAGCAAGCAACCAGUUUUAAUAAUAACAGCGAUGCACUAUGAUUUUGGGGUCUUUUUGUAGAUGUGGAACAGGCGGGCAACAACAAAUCCUCUUUUAUGAAUGGUACCUGCUCUCCAUCCUUCCUUACGUCCCCAGUAGCUUUCCCGUACAUGACAGCACCUGACUGUAGGUAAGUAAGAACAUUUGAAACUACUUCUAACUUUUCCCGGAGUGACCAGUAAAUCUCCAGAGUCGUUCUAAUGUUCCAUCAUGCCACUGAUAUUUUCUGUUGGCUGUCUGGGUCUCCCGUAUCAAAAGUGCAGUGAAAUCCUGACCUAUUCAGGCCCAGCACACGUUUGCCCGCUUGGUUUAUCUCAAGUCUGGAUGCUGCUACAGGAGCAUGGAAAGCAAUUUGCAAAUGGAGCCGUUGCUGCUUAACAAGGCUGGAUCCCCUAGUAGUCCACUCCGUAGAAUGCUCUUGCUCAUGGCAAUACAAAGGGCACCAUUGCUGCCUUGGACUAAACCAGCCUUCCUGUGUUUUUCCUUCAUUUGGCAGUUCUCCAUCAUAUCUGUACCGCCUGAUGGCCGUUGUGGUCCACCAUGGGGACAUGCACUCAGGACACUUUGUCACGUAUCGCCGAUCUCCACCGACUUGCAAAAGCAUGCCAGCCACCAGCAACCAGUGGUUGUGGAUUUCAGAUGAUGUGGUGCACAAGACCACGUUGCAGGAAGUCCUUUCGUCCAGCGCCUAUUUACUCUUUUACGAACGUGUCCACUCUAGAUGGCAGCGCCAAAGCCAGGAGCAUCGAGCUGAGGAGUGAAAUGAAUGCAGAUCCAGCUGGUGUGCUUUUCUGAGGACAAUGGCACACCCUCUGUCUUGCCAUGCAAACGUCUUCCCCUACCUAUAAACUCCUGGUCAGUGGUCUGUGUUUGCGUGGCAGGAACAAGCACUUUGUAUCAAAACAUUGUGCCCUCCCCUCACCCCCUGUGGCCAUGCACAGCAGCAUUAGAAAAGUGUGUUUUAAGUGUUAAUAAUCUUCUCAGCAGACUUAAAGACCUUCUAGCAUCCCACUUCCUGUGUUGUGAUGGAAUUUCUUUGUGCUAAUCAGUCAGAUGAGCAGUUGCAAAGAAGAGAACCUACAAGUGCCUUGAUCGUAUUUUGAAUCCAGACAAAACUGGCUGUGUCAAGCGGGUGGACGGGGGACUUACCACGUGGCUGCUUACCUAAAAUUCCCAAGGGGGAGCAGGCGGUGGUGUGAGAAUGCGUGACUUGGCUGUGUAGCUGGGAAUCUACUGCUGACUCUUCAUGGGGCAGCCUCAAGUAUGUGUGUGCAAGAGAAAAGCAGAAAGUGUCCAGUUUCUUUCUGCCUUCAGUGAUGUUUUAAUGACUUUGUCAAAACGAUGAUGCAAUGAGCUGAUAAUUAUGUCCCAUUUUCUCUUGAGAGUCCAGCUUGGCAAGGAAUGGAACAGCUUUUCCUGUUUCUGGGUGGUUCUAUCACCAUCCCAGGAAAAACCCUCCUCAGUGUCUUGAUUUGAAGUCUUCAAACUUUUGUACAGAAUAAACCUGUUUCUGCCAAAUGUAGACUGCUGUUUUUGCUUAAACAGUUUUGUGUUGGUAUAAGUGAAAACCUGUUCAUGUCUAUGUGAACUGGUCUUGUUGCUGCAUAAAACUAGUUUAAAAGGACCCUGGCUUGGUACUAAUAAACACAGGUGUGUCACGCACCCUAAAGAGAACACCCCAGUGUUGACAACUGCGAUGGUUAUUAUUCUCUGCCCUUAUGCUACCCUGCAUCCCUGGCCUUAGCACCUGUAGUGG